GCUCGCCUAUCAAGAUCACUCACCGUAAGGAGUUUGGGAAAUUGCGUCAGGGGUUUAUGGCGGCGGGGUUGUUUAGCUGCUUGGUGGACAUCGCCCACUAUUCUCCUUCUGGUAAGAAACUCGAGAUCGACGCCGUGCGUGCCCGAAAGGCGGCGGUUAGGGAGCAAAAAAGACGUGAUCAAGAAUCGGCACCGCCACAGGUGGGGAGUUCCGUGUCCGCCACACCUCAUGGGGCCUCGACUGGCAGCGGCCAUUCUGGUUCACUCCCAGCUCCUAUGGUUGGUCCUUCCCCCCCUCCAAAGAGGCAGAGAGGUGCCGUUUCAGCGGCAGAAGGCGAUGCUCGUGACGCGGGCAUGAGCAAGGCAGGAGGUUCGUCGUCUUACUGGAGCCGCACCCAAGGCGUCGUGCGUGAUGAGGAUUUAAGUCAGGUGGCGGAUCUCUCAGAGGAGCAGAUGGAUGAGUUGCUAGCUGAGAACAUGGCUCGGGCUUUGGUUGUGUCAACGGCCGCUGCGCAUCGACGAGCCACCCAGCUGGCGGAGAUACGACGUUUGGAGGCUGUUUUGGAGCAGCGAGAGGGCGAUUUUUCCAGACUUAAGGAGGAGAGGGAUGAGGCGUUGGGGCAUGUGGCCUCUUGGGAGCGUCGCUUUGAGCGGGAGGUUUCCGGCGGGAAGAAAUUUUUGGCCUCAGCCUCCGGUGUUGCUUUUGUUUCUAAGACUCAAGAGGAGGCGGUCUCAAAGUUCCAGGAAUCGGAGGAGUUUGAGACGAUCCUGACUGAUAGGGCCGCUCCGAUCUAUGAUGAUGCCGUUCGGAGGUGCUGCCGGGUCCUUCGUCAGACCCUUCGCGAGAAGGGCCGAAUUGUUGAGGACGACAUUAAACUACUUGAUCCCGACGUGUCCGAGGGUGAAGAGGAGGUGAUAGAAGUUGCCGAUGGUUGAGCCCCCCAAGUUCUAGAGCUUCAUAGUUUCGUAGUUUUCCUAGUGAUAUGUAAUCGGAUUCUUCUGUUUUGUAUGACUUUAACUUCUUGCAUGUAAGCGACAUAUGGCAUUCGAGUUGGCCGCUUUCGCCUCGCAUGAGGCAUUUUCGUCCG
Molecule: messenger RNA, 1087 nt
Organism: Sesamum indicum (sesame)
Lineage: Eukaryota; Viridiplantae; Streptophyta; Magnoliopsida; Lamiales; Pedaliaceae
Source: RefSeq, a predicted model, not a curated record